Messenger RNA from Dermatophagoides farinae (American house dust mite), 1743 nucleotides. RefSeq lists its product as uncharacterized. Lineage: Eukaryota; Metazoa; Arthropoda; Arachnida; Sarcoptiformes; Pyroglyphidae. The record is from RefSeq and is a predicted model, not a curated record.
UGUACACAUGCUCAAUUUGUUUGACAAAAAAAAAACAAAAAAAAAAAAAAAAAUCCAAUAUUUUUAAAUUUCUUGUCUAUUUCAACCGAAUAGGUGGUGCUUGAUGAUCAUGUGAUCAUAGUAUAAAUCGUUGAUCGGUAACCACACCCACCUUCUCUGUAUUUUUUUUUGAUGUCAAUAGAAUGCCCUGAAAUAUUUUGAUUUUUUUUCUGAUACGAAUUUCUAUUUUUAAAAUUUAUAAAAUCAUUAUGUCUGAAUGCGAUUCUGGUGGAAUAUCAAUUGAUAAUUGUCAAAAUGCUUAUGAAACUGAAGAAGCAAAACAAAUUCGUAAACUAAUCGAACAUCAUUGUGGUGUGUUUAAAUUUUCAUCAAAUAUAAAAUUGUAUUGUAAUUUUUGUCAUUUCGAAUUUACUGAUCAUAGUGAUGAAAAUGUACAAAAACAUUUGAAUGAUGUGGAACAUUUGAAAAAUUUUCUAAAAAAUUCACAAAAAUCACGCAAAAGUCGUCGAUCAUUGGAAGUUUUUAAUGGUGGUGGUGGUGGUGGUAGUAAUCGAUGCAUAACUUUAGCCACAAAUGAAUUGGUUCUAGUAAGCGAUGAUGAAGAUGAAACUGGUGAUCCUGAAACGAAUAAAAUCGAAAUCAUCAUCAAUGCAUAUCAAUCCGGAGUGCUGGCAAAUCGAAAAUUUGAUAAAAUUCAUUGCAUACCAUGUGAUAUAGAACUACGUGAUUCAUUGUUGUUGAUCAAAAAACAUUUACUCAAAGAUCGUUUACAUUUGAAAAAUAUGAUGAAACUUGAAAAUCAAUCAAAACAAUAUGCAAGUAAAGAAUUUGCUGGCAAUAAAAAAAUUCAACAAUUCGUCGAUACAAAUGCCAAUUGUCUUGAAUGGGAUGGACCAUCAUUGAUACAUUGUAAAGUUUGUCAUAAAGUCAUACAGGCCCGUUAUUAUACACUCAUUCGUCAUUGUCAACGUCGAUCACAUAAAACUCGUCUAUCAUCAUGGUUACCAGAUGAUAAUGGUACCGUUUUGUCCAAUGAUGAAAAUAUUUACAGACAAAAAAUUCAAAUGGAAAAAGAAAAAUUGAAAACAUUAAUGGAAACGAAUCAAGAUUGUUUACUAUUACAUGCAAAUAAAAUCUAUUGUCGUUUAUGUGAAAAAAUUCUCAUCACUAAAUAUAAUAAUGUUUUAAAUCAUCUUGGCCGUUCGAUACACAUUGCUCGAAAAGCUCAGGAACAAAAUAAAACCAAUGAUGAUGGUGAUGAUUCAAUGAUUACCACGAUUGAUAAUAAUCAAUCAUCACAAGUGCAACAAAAUAUCGGAGAAAUAAUUGAUAAUCUGCUACAAAAAGAACAAAAUCGAUUGAAUCGUUUGAUAGAAAAACAUUCAGAACAUUUAAUUCUAUACAAUCAUUGUGAAAAUGUUCUCUGUAAACCAUGUAAACGAAUUAUGUUGGCUCAAUAUAUAAAUGUUCAUAAUCAUUUACGUCGUCAAAGUCAUAAAGAUAAAACAAUACUAUAUGAUGGUGGUGGUGAUGGUGAUACAAAUAAGAAAAAAUUGACAACAGAAAUUGUCGAAAUAACAGCCAAUGAUGAAGAUGAUAAUGAUGAUGAGCAAUUGGUGAUGAAUUCUGUUACUGGAACCGUAGAAGAAGAACAGGUUAUACUUAUCGAACAAAUACCUAUGGGUGAUCAAUUAACAUUUAUUUAAAUGAAAAUUUGAAACAAAUAAACUUUUCAUUUUUUUA